Messenger RNA from Gallus gallus (chicken), 2495 nucleotides. It is a transcript of the gene CHRNA3, whose product is annotated as cholinergic receptor nicotinic alpha 3 subunit. NCBI's taxonomy places the organism in Eukaryota, Metazoa, Chordata, Aves, Galliformes, Phasianidae. Bases 134 to 1624 code for a protein of 496 amino acids. The record is from RefSeq and is marked provisional. Gene Ontology annotation, biological process: regulation of membrane potential; nervous system process; chemical synaptic transmission. Gene Ontology annotation, cellular component: neuron projection; postsynaptic membrane; synapse. The transcript is spliced from 6 exons. Gene Ontology annotation, molecular function: transmembrane signaling receptor activity; acetylcholine-gated monoatomic cation-selective channel activity.
GCCGGGUGCUGCUGCUCCCAGGCAUUGCACGCAUCGCAGGAGCAGAGCUGCCCACACUUGCUGCACUCGUACAGUCCUGGCAGCUCAGCUUAUCUCCGGCAGCCUCUGCCAGCAGGCUGUAAUUCAUAGCACCAUGCAGAGUAUACACGCUCUCCUCUUAACUGCUGCUGUUUGCAUCCUCUUUCAAGGCUGCGGCGGCUCCGAGCCCGAGCACCGGCUGUACGCGGCCCUCUUCAAGAACUACAACCAGUUCGUCCGCCCGGUAAAGAACGCCUCGGACCCCGUCAUCAUCCAGUUCGAGGUGUCCAUGUCCCAGCUGGUCAAAGUGGACGAAGUCAACCAGAUCAUGGAGACCAACCUGUGGCUGAAGCACAUCUGGAAUGAUUACAAGCUUCGGUGGAAUCCAGUGGAUUAUGGAGGUGCUGAAUUCAUCCGUGUGCCCUCUGGCCAGAUCUGGAAGCCAGAUAUUGUAUUAUAUAACAAUGCAGUUGGGGAUUUCCAGGUUGAUGACAAGACAAAGGCCCUACUGAAGUACACGGGUGAUGUGACCUGGAUACCCCCAGCUAUAUUUAAAAGCUCAUGUAAAAUAGAUGUGACCUACUUCCCAUUUGACUAUCAGAACUGCACCAUGAAGUUUGGUUCCUGGUCUUAUGAUAAAGCCAAAAUUGACUUGGUUUUAAUUGGCUCUACAAUGAACCUGAAAGAUUACUGGGAGAGUGGAGAAUGGGCCAUUAUUAAAGCUCCCGGGUAUAAACAUGACAUUAAAUAUAACUGCUGUGAAGAGAUCUACACAGACAUCACAUACUCUCUUUACAUUAGACGCUUACCUUUAUUUUACACUAUCAACAUGAUUAUUCCAUGUCUGCUGAUCUCUUUUCUGACUGUAUUAGUUUUCUAUUUGCCCUCAGACUGUGGUGAAAAGGUGACUCUCUGUAUAUCAGUCCUUCUGUCUUUAACGGUGUUUCUUCUUGUUAUCACUGAAACCAUACCUUCUACUUCCCUGGUGAUCCCACUUAUUGGGGAAUACCUCCUUUUCACUAUGAUAUUUGUAACUCUGUCCAUUGUCAUUACGGUAUUCGUACUUAACGUGCACUACAGAACACCCAAGACACACACCAUGCCUGUAUGGGUGAGAACUAUCUUCUUGAACUUACUUCCCAGGAUCAUGUUUAUGACAAGGCCGACCAGUGAUGAAGAGAAUAAUCAGAAGCCAAAGCCAUUUUACACUUCUGAGUUUUCAAACUUAAAUUGCUUCAACAGCUCUGAAAUCAAAUGCUGCAAAGAUGGCUUUGUAUGUCAAGACAUGGCAUGCAGCUGCUGCCAGUACCAGCGAAUGAAGUUUUCCGAUUUCAGUGGCAAUCUCACAAGAAGUUCCAGCUCUGAAUCUGUAGAUCCUCUGUUUUCAUUUUCAGUUCUGUCACCAGAAAUGAGAGAUGCUAUUGAGAGUGUUAAAUACAUUGCAGAAAAUAUGAAAAUGCAGAACGAAGCAAAAGAGAUUCAGGAUGACUGGAAAUAUGUUGCCAUGGUCAUUGAUCGUAUUUUUCUAUGGGUUUUCAUCCUGGUAUGUAUUCUGGGAACAGCAGGAUUGUUCUUACAGCCUCUGAUGACUGGAGAUGACAUGUAAACGUUUCAAACGUCACGCUGUAAAAUCAAAUAAAACUUGUGCCAACCAAACUCUGCACUCUUACCCCAGCACCUGAUAGCUCUUCUGUGUGUUUCAGUAGUAGAAUAAGUAUCUCUCUUGGCUUCAACUUUGCUUGACCUAGAAGGCUUUAUCAAAAAUGUGAUAACGUGGAAAAAAACCAAAACAUUUUAAAACUUUCUCUCCAAGUAAUAUGUGCUGUGCUUGCCAGCUCCUUUUCACAAUAGCUGGAAAAAAUGUGGGCUCUAUGUUAAACUUCAUAGGAACUAUUUAAGAAGUGAAACUAUUUAGGAACUGGACAUUAUACAGAUGUUCCAAGAAUCAAGACAGGUUGAACACUUCAGGCUACCAGAGUUGUCUGCUGUUAAGUAUCUUCUGUUCACGAUAGGAUCUUCUGGAAAUAAGUCCAUAAUUUAAUGGAUGCCCUGGUAAGGACGAAAUGGUUUAGGAAGCAUAUAUACCAAAUGCUACAGAACACUGCCACCCAGUGGAUAAACCCGUUAAAACUGUGGGAAGAAAGGUCCGUGGGCAGGUUUAUUGUGAAAUGAAUAAUAGGUGAGUAAUAGAUGAUGGUAAUAAAUAUCCUGCACAGUGUUUUAUUGCAAGGAAGGGCAGGUGGAUACAAAAUACUCCUGUAAAGUAUGCUAAAAUUAUGUCUUAGGCUUAUAUCUUUUUUUUUUAAUCAAUAACUGAAGAUGAUUUGAGAGCUUGAAUAAACAAUACAACAAAAAUACCGUGAUGAGAUGUUUUGUUAAGAUAUAAACUUCUCUCUGUACCGAACUGGAAACUUUUUAUUAAUAGUGGUAUCAAAUGAGGUAGCAUUUAUAAAAAUAAAGAGAAUCAAGCUGUUGAA